This is a messenger RNA of Octodon degus (degu), 3430 nucleotides long. It is a transcript of the gene Fscb, whose product is annotated as fibrous sheath CABYR binding protein. The coding region runs from base 223 to 2505 and encodes 760 amino acids. Gene Ontology annotation, biological process: negative regulation of protein sumoylation. The transcript has 3 exons. Gene Ontology annotation, cellular component: sperm fibrous sheath; sperm principal piece. Lineage: Eukaryota; Metazoa; Chordata; Mammalia; Rodentia; Octodontidae. The record is from RefSeq and is a predicted model, not a curated record. Gene Ontology annotation, molecular function: calcium ion binding.
ACAGAGACUAAGCCAAAAAAAAUGUGAUAACUGAGUAAGAUGGGAUCCAACAGGAGUGUAGUAGAAGAGAAUGAAAUAAUUUGUGAGUAACCCUUUUUCUAAAAGUUUUAAUGUAACAGUUCUUAAUGAAGAAAGACAAAGGCUUGAACACAUGCUACAUGUAUGGCUUUUGAUGAUUAAUUACCUGAAGAUUAAUAAAUUUGAAAUUUAUCAGUUAAGGAAAUGGAACAACUUGAGGAACCUGAUCAAUCUAUCUCAGGAAGGAGGCAAGAAAUUCGAAAGAGAAGACGCCCCAGCCAACCCAUGAUAGAUAAAUCCCUGCAAACUGAAGCAUCAGAGAAAAAGAUACUCUCAAGCACACCACAGUCAUCUGGCCCCAAACCUAUACUUAGUGUUGACAAAGGCAACUACUCUGCCAAAGAAUCUGAGUCUCGUAGUAUAUCUUCUCAACUUCAGCAAAGUUGGGCAAAGAGAAAGCAUGGACAGGAAAUGGCUCACAAAUCACUGCAGACAGACUCCGUCCUAAAAGGGAAACAAGACUUCAAUUUCAUUGAUGAAACAAUGGUACCUGAAGAAAAGCCGGCUGGCACUGGGAAAGCAGCCUCUGAGUUACCAGAACGGGUUCAGGAGGUGGAAAUUCCCACAUGCAACCCCUCUAUUCAGUUAAAAAUAGACAGAUCUCAGCAGACCAGUUGUACUGGAGCCAUGCUGAACCUUCUCCAAGUAGAGAAAGAAGACAAGGAGCAGCAGACAUCUUUUAGUGAACUUGAAGUCAUGGUUGGCUCUAACCCAAGUAGUUCUUUGACCAAAUCAAAGAAAGGUACCCAGACAGACAAAUCCCCAGGAAAUGUUUGUGUUAGUGAACAUCCUGAAUUUCAACCAGAGAGAAGUAGUCAUGAAGAAAUUAGGCAGAAAAGUGCUGACAGUGUUUUAUUUACUCCAGAAACCAAAGAAGAUAAUCCAGUACUUUUAGAAGAUGGUUCUAGGGCAGAGGUAACCAUACCUGUUGAAGAAGUUUCCUCUGUUACAAAAGGGGCUUCUGCUGAAAUGGAGGUCCUACCCACAGAACAAACCCCUGCUGAAGUACAGUCUCCCACUGCAGAGGCAAUCCCUGCCAAAGUCAGAUUUCCACCAGCUGAAGAGGCCCCUGAGAAGGCAGAGCCCAGCCUUACUGAGAGAAUCUCGGCUGAGGCAGCUAUUAUAACAGCGAAUGUCUUUGUUUUGGCACAGGCCCAGUCAGCUGGCCAGGUGCCUUUAAUGGAGUCUUCUUCACCAGGGGAAAAGAUCAGAAAGAAGUCCUAUGAUCAAGAAGGGUAUCCAUCAGCUGAAGUGAGUCAUUUUGAAACUUUUUAUCCUGAUGUUCAGCCUAUGCUUGCAGAAAAGUCCCAGGUUGAAGUACUGCCUCCAAUAGAUGAAGAUGCCCAUGAAGAUGCUUUAGGUAAAGUAGAACCUAGUGUGGCUAAAGAGAACUCCGCUGAGGUUCAGUCUCCAUCGGCUCAAGUGUCUUUUGCAGAAGAGGUUCUGACUAAAAUCCAGCCUCUAUCAGCUGAGGAGGCUCUUGCAGAAGAAGUCACAGGUGAAUUUCAGGCUCCAGCUUUUGGAGAGGCUCUUGCAGAAGAGGCCCCUGCUGAAAUCCAGUCUCCAGAUGACAAAGCUCAUGUAGAAGAGGCACCUGCUUUUGAGCCUCCCCCAGCUCAAAAGGCUUUUGCAGAAGAGGGUCUAGCUGACAUUCAGCCUCUAUCAGCUGAGGAGGUUCUUGCAGAAGACACCCCUGCUCAAGUCCAGCCUCUACCUGCUGAGGAGACUUCUCUAGAAGAGGCCCCUGCUGAAGUGCUGUCUCCACCAGCUGAGAAGACCCCUGCUGAAGUCCAGUUUCCACCAGCUAAGGAGGGUCCUACUGAAGUCCAGCCUCCACCAGCUGAGAAGGCGCCUGUGGAAGUCCAGCCUUCACCAGAUGAGGAGGCCCCUGCUGGAGUCCUGUCUCCAUCAGCUGAGGAGGCCCCUGCUGAAGUCCAGCCUCAACCAGUUGAAGAGGCCCCUGCUGAAGUCCAGCCUCAACCAGUUGAAGAGGCCCCUGCUGAAGUCCAGCCUCCACCAGCUGAGAAGACCCCUGCUGAAGUCCAGUCUCCACCAACUGAGGAGGCCCCUGCUGAAGUCCAGCCUCCACUAGCUGAGGAGGCCCCUGCUGAAGUCCAGCCUCCACCAGCUGAGGAGGCCCCUGCUGAAGUCCUGUCUUCACCAGCUGAGGAGGCCCCUGCUAGAGUCCAGCCUUCACCAGCUGAAGAGGAUCCUGCUGGAGUCCUGUCUCCACCAGCUGAAGAGGCCCCUGCUGGAGUUCAGCCUCCACCAGCUGAGGAGGCCCCUGCUGAAGUCUUGCCUCCACCAGCUGAGGAGGCCCAGGCCCCUGCUGGAGUUCAGCCUCCACCAGCUGAGGAGGCCCCUGCUGAAGUCCUGCCUCCACCAGCUGAGGAGGCCCGUACUGAAGUCCAGUCUUCACCAGCCUAGGAGGCCCCGGCUAGAGUCCUGUCUUCACCAGCUGAAGAAGCCCCUGGUCAAGUUCAGCCUCCAUCAGCUGAAGAGGCUCCUUCCAAAGAGGUCCCUGCCAAAGUCCAGUCUUUGCAAGCUGAAAAAUUUCCUACAGAAGAGGCACCUGCUAAAGUCAAGUUUCUAUCAUCUGAAAAGUCCCCAGAAAAGGCCUCUCAUGCCACUUCAUCUCCAAUAGUUGAGGUCUCUGCAGAAGUUUACUCUUCUUCACUUGAAGAGACCUCUACAGAAGAGGUCGAAUCUGAAGUUCAGCCUCCACCAGUUGAGGGACUGUGAAGAAGAGGCCCUUCCUGAAGUUCAGUCUCCACUGUUGUGUGGAGGCUCUGACAGAAGAGACCCUUCUGAGGUUCAGCAGCUGCCAGUUUAGGGGGAGCCUGCAAAAGUGGCCUCUGCAGAAGUUUGGGCUCUGUCAGCUGAGAGGGUCUCUGAAGUAGAGACCUUGCUGAUAAACAUGCUCAUCAACUGAUAUAGUUCCUACUGUAGACUUCCCCUUGCAAGAGACUCAGCUGCAAUUUUACCUCCAUGAUCUGAACAAGGCCCUGCAUGUGAAGCUGUAGUAGAGAAUGUCUGUACUGACUGUCAAUCUCCUUGGUAGCAGGUGCCUCAGGGCAAAUAUUGGGGUCCGUUGUUUUUAAAGGUGUUACAAAAUUUGAAUAAAUGUUUCUUGUUCCUGAAGAUGUAUCUAAUGCUAAGAACAAGUAGGUUUGUACUAUUGAAAUAUAAGGUGUCAUUCAAGUGAGAUUUAAAAAAAAAAACUCCUGAGCUGAAGUUAGGUCCUAACUAGUAAUCAGAGGCUGAGAGGUUAUAGAAGUCUAAAAAAGUAUAGAAAUCUGAAAAAAUAUGAGAAUACAGUAAAUGAAAGGGAAUCUCAAGAGUGAGCAUGAAA